AUGACCAACAGCUCCACCUGCAUCGAAACAGACCUCAAGUCCUACUAUGCCAUUACCUACACUCUGAUCCUGAUCCCUGGACUCAUAGGAAAUACCUUAGCUCUGUGGGUCUUCUACGGGUACAUGAAAGAGACUAAGAGGGCGGUGAUAUUUAUGAUCAAUUUAGCCAUCGCCGACUUAUGGCAGGUGCUGUCCUUGCCCCUGAGGAUCUUCUACUACUUGACAGGGACGUGGGAGUUUGGGAGGGGUCUCUGCAUGCUUUGCUUCUACCUGAAGUACGUCAACAUGUACGCCAGCAUCUACUUCUUGGUCUGCAUCAGCGUCCGGCGGUACCUGUUCCUCAUGCACCCCUUCAAGUUCAGCGACUGCAAACGCGUCUGCGACGUCUACGUCAGCAUCGUGGGGUGGGUGGUGGUCUGCCUGGGCUGCCUGCCUUUCCCCCUCCUCAGGCUCCAGAAGGGUGCCAACAACACCUGCUUCGUGGACCUCCCGGUGAAGGAGGUGGAGCUGCCCAUCUCCAUCGCCAUGGUGACGAUGGGUGAGCUGGCGGGGUUCGUCACGCCCCUCCUCAUCAUCCUCUACUGCUCCUGGAAGACCAUCUUGUCCCUCAAAGAAAACAAUUCCGCUUCCCACGACCUGGGGGAGAAAAAAAAGGCUUUAAAGAUGAUCCUCACCUGCGCUCUGGUGUUCCUGAUUUGCUUUGCACCUUAUCACAUCAGCUUCCCGCUGGAUUUCUUUGUCAAAACCAAGAAGAUUGGGAACGGGUGUGUCCAGAAGGUGAUCUCGGUGUUCCACGCCGUGGCCUUGUGCCUUGCCAGCCUCAACUCCUGUGUGGACCCAGUCAUCUACUACUUCACCACGGAUGAGUUCAGGAGACGCCUUUCCAGGCAGGACUUGCAGGACAGCAUUCAGCUCCACAGCCUCAGCUCCAUGAGGAAGCACUCCAGGGACGUGCUCAGGGAGGACAUCACGGACUACUAG
Molecule: messenger RNA, 981 nt
Organism: Chaetura pelagica (chimney swift)
Lineage: Eukaryota; Metazoa; Chordata; Aves; Apodiformes; Apodidae
Gene: GPR174
Product: G protein-coupled receptor 174
Exons: 1
Coding region: 1-981 (326 amino acids)
Biological process (GO): positive regulation of Rho protein signal transduction; phospholipase C-activating G protein-coupled receptor signaling pathway
Cellular component (GO): membrane
Molecular function (GO): G protein-coupled receptor activity
Source: RefSeq, a predicted model, not a curated record